This is a messenger RNA of Nannizzia gypsea CBS 118893, 2145 nucleotides long. RefSeq lists its product as hypothetical. The record is from RefSeq and is a predicted model, not a curated record. The transcript has 3 exons. Lineage: Eukaryota; Fungi; Ascomycota; Eurotiomycetes; Onygenales; Arthrodermataceae. The coding region runs from base 1 to 2145 and encodes 714 amino acids.
AUGGACUCCACGCACAGUUUAACAAACACGCCAACUCCCAAACCGCUGGAGAUAUCGAAAAUAUCAGAAUACUCAAAGGCAAAUAAAAACGCUGCAGAUCUAGGCAAGCAGAACGCCUGCUCGCCUUGUCGUAUACCAAGGAGACGCUAUUCCCAUGUUGUUCGCCCUCCCCUUGUCCCUCUAUCAACUACACGGAACGCGGUGAAGAGCAAUAAAUCUAUAGCUGUCAAACCAAACCAGCGUCCACAAAAGCCUACAGCUUCUCACUUGAAAACAAUGGAAAACUCUACCGCUGGAAAGGCCAUUUGGGACGGCAGGGCGUCAUCCCCAGACGUACGACAACGCCAACCAACUUCAAAAGGAGCAAAUAUCCUGUCUCGUGCGAUUCACGCGCUCGAUUUCAGGAGCCGUGAAUGCAGCGGGAAUGAAGCAGACAAUGCAGCUAGAGCACACGGCUUUAGGCUUUCUUCUUUACAAAAGACAUCGAUUAUUCGGGGGAAAGGGUCUGAGUUUAAUUUGAGAGCGCACGCAAGUAUGAAGACAGAGAAAAAGUCCUGUGAUGGGCUUUAUGAGAAGGCUCAAAUCCAUAGGCAUCAAGCUCCCCCGUUCAUUGAUGGUUACUCCCAGGCUUCCAAACCGCAUCACGAUGCCAUUUCCACCUCCCGCAUUCCCCGACAUAUCCCUAUCACAUCAGCGGCUAUCGCCCUAUUGGCGAAUUCUCUGAAGUCCAGCCCUGUACAAGAUAAGUCGAUGUGGAUAUCUGCUGUAGUCACAGCUAAUAUCAAUGACUCUACGGGGAGAACGAAUAUAAGCGGACCAUCCGACUCGGAUAUCCCACUAGAUGUCAUGAUACUAGUUGAUAACUCGGCAAGGGUUUCGGAAGAAAUGUUGAAGGCCGCGUGUAGGAACGCAUUUCAGCUCGCCUCUGCCCUAGAUGUACUUAUAGACAGAAUUGCUAUCUGUUGUAUAUCUCCUGAUCCCACUCAGAACUUGAAUAUUCUGAUGCCGCUUUCAUCUUACAGUCUAGACACUGUCGAGAUUUUAUUUCGAUCACUUCCAGCGUUUCAGCUUCCUCGCGGAGAAUCCAGCAGAUCUCGUUUAGCAGGGGCUAUAAAAGAGGCCUCCGGCUACCUUAUUCGCCAUUCAAGUAGAGGAGCAUCUUGCCAUAUGUUCCUUGUAACUGCGGGAGCUACAGUACUGAUUCCAGGAGAGUCUAAUGGUGAUAAAUUGCGCUACCAUACCAUAUCGCCCGAAAGCGCUAUGAUGAUUAGUAGCCGUCAGUCAUUGGAAGGAUGGCACGUUGGGACCAGUUUUGGUGGCGAUGAGCAAAGUCCCAUGGACAUCCAAUUUAAGAGCAAGCUGCAGCUUGCUCUUCAACAUCUUAGGAUAGGUGUUGAUUCAGGAUACCUCCGUGAUCUCGAAUUGCGGCUUGAAGCGGGACCAGAUUCACAUAUUGAGGCCAUCCUUGGAGACACAAAUCGGAGUGUACUUCGACUAGGCGAAUCAUGGACGGUUUUAGUUAAAGUGAAGCCUAUUCCUGGGUUGGAAAACGUUUUCAGUAGUGGCCCUAGCACUGCUUAUAGUGAUAUUGAACCACAUACGCCGAGCGAGUCAACCGUGGAUAGAAUGAUCGAUCAACUUCAAGGAAUGCUCAAACCAGCGAACCACACUCCAAACACCGAAUAUUAUAUCACUGCAUCCUUGGAGUAUAAGCACUCAGCACUUUCAGAGGAUACCAUUCUUGUAACAAAAAAUAAAUGCACGGUUCCGAGAUUUCGCAAGGCAGUUACAUGGGGUGAUGGUGUGAAACCUCCAGCCCCACGAAGCAGUUCUGCAAUUGGCCACCGCCAGAUCAUAAAACCUCCAAUGGACAGCGAGACGAUCUCAGUCAAGAAACGCCAACAAUCUGCCAGAAAUAUUUCUGGAAACGGUAAUCAAGCAAAGAAGCUGGAAAAAGAAAAUGUGGCCUCUUCUAUGAGGGGAAAUAGUUUGCCAUAUAGGGACGAGUCCCCAUUUGGAAGCAUGAAUCCAUACAAGGGUAUUUGCAGGCACCCUGACCCCCUAGUGUCACAGCAAUCCUUGGACAGAAUUCCCGAGCACGGUCACUUUCAUCGAUUGGAGGACCCAUUUGCUCGAAUACAUUAA